Molecule: messenger RNA, 1419 nt
Organism: Suillus discolor
Lineage: Eukaryota; Fungi; Basidiomycota; Agaricomycetes; Boletales; Suillaceae
Exons: 11
Coding region: 1-1419 (472 amino acids)
Source: RefSeq, a predicted model, not a curated record
AUGCCGAAUAUUCGGAAUAAGCGUAAAAAACUGAUCAUGUUACAAUACGAUUCAGAUUCAGAUCAGCAAGAUCUAUGUGUGAUUGUACAGUAUGAUAUUGAUACACAGCAACUCUUGGUACACAACUAUCUUGAGACCGAGACGUCGUGCCACGAACUCAAGGUGUGUCUGUCGCGAUUGUCGGUUGUUAAAUUUAUUGGAGAUGAAGGAACUUACGCAAUCAUCGUGUGCAAAGUUGGUAUAGAAAGCAGUACUGUCACAAAUCCCGAUUGGGCGUGCUCGACAUCACGUCGCACUAUCAACCUUUUCACCAACCGCACUCCAGGCAAGCACAUCCUCACCACGUCUCCUGCUCAAAAAAGCAUAGACGUUGAAAGCCCUUCAUUCACAGGCAAAUACUUCCGAGUCAUGCCCGUCUUUGGUGAUCUCCGAGUCCUAGAAACAGGCUAUCUCUGCCACAACUGGCCUGUCCAACAGCUCAUCGCUCGUCACCCAGCCUUCAUACAACAAGUUUGUCAUGGUAUUCCAGGUCUUCAAUAUCAACCCAUAACAAGCGCGUCGCCCUGGUCUAGUAGCCAUGGCCUCGCGGUGCUCGUUAUGAUCGCCCAGAUCAGGGCAGGAUUAUGGUCAUCUCUCAUCAUCCUCGAUCCCAAUACCAUCAUUGUCUCUAUCCUCAACCGUUUCGGCCUCCUGUCAUUUUUCUGCGGUGAAGUCGAGAACUGUCCUUAUGAGGGCGUCCAUCUUCUGAGCAUGGUCGAGGAGCUUCUCUACGUCCUCAUGACUAUUCUUGGCGAGAGAGUCAGCGCCACCAAGCUCCCGUUCCAACGUGCCAUCCGCCACCUCGAGUGCAUCCUCAAGGAUGUACUAUCUCACUUCCACGCACCUGGGUCGACACUCACAACGGCAUCUUAUCCUGCUAAUAAAUGGCAUCCGCUCGCACAUCAUGAAGUAAAUCCUCAAGCAUCUACACAACUCUUGGUUCUCCAGGGUGAGGAAAACGAUCCCAUCUUUAGCUGGACCUCUAUCGCUUGGGUCGUCAGCAUUGGAUCAUCCCUUGUCACGGUCCUUUGGAUCGUGGUCUACUCGUUCCUUCCAGUCAACACCUUCUCUAACACAGAUGCAUUUAUAGACGAGGUGGACAUUCUCUUCCCCAAUCUUACUCACGCCCCUCGCGUGAUUGGCCCCGAUCCCCUUUGCGUCUGCAGAUUCCUCCACACUCUCAUUCCUUGGAAACUGGUGAACACCCCCUUGUUCAGCGUCAAGAAGAGGGACACGAUGCUGGCGAAGGUCGGUAUCGACCAGAAGAAUCUUAUCAAGGAGAUCAGGCACAUAGCUCACUGGUGUGGGACGCGCUGCGGGGUUUUCGAGAUCUUUUUGGCUUCUGCCGGAUCUCGACGUAUCAUAGGAGAGAUGUCGUGA